CUCUAUUAUAUCACACACACAUUCUCCGGGAAGAAAAGCAGCUCACACUCAAUCGUCAGGGCAAAAAACACCAUCGCCAAAUGGCAGAUCAGGAACUGAGAGAGUAUCGGCAGAACGUUGUCGAAUGGGUUAGGGCAUUCCCGUCUAAUGUUCCUCGCUACAUCCAUGAACGCUUCCCAAUCAUCAGAUGGCUACCGAAAUACAGCCGAUCAUGGGCCAUGAAAGAUAUCGUCGCAGGCAUCACCGUCGGACUCAUUGUCGUGCCUCAAGGAAUGUCAUACGCAAAAGUCGCAGGUCUGCCUGUGCAGCACGGCCUCUACUCUGCCUACAUCGGCGCUAUCUUCUAUUGCUUCAUGGGCACAUCUAAGGAUUUGACCAUCGGUCCCACAGCGGUUAUUUCGCUGAUCACAGGCGAACUUGUCGCACAACUAGCCGGUCGAUACUCUCCAGCACAGGUCGCUGGUAUCUCUUGUCUCGCAGUUGGGGCUCUGACCAUGGUCCUGGGAGCUCUUCAGCUCGGGAUCAUCCUUGAUUUCUUUCCUUCGACCGUCCUGAUCGGAUAUACUACUGGGGCGGCCGCUACCAUUGUUAUCUCCCAGAUUCCUAAAUGGAUCGGCGUUUCUGGUGUGAACACUCGGGAGCCCCCAUACCUUGUCCUCAUCAACACCGUCAAGGCCCUUCCAACACUAUCAUGGCUCGAUCUAGCCUUUGGGCUGUUCUCCAUGCUGGGCCUCGUAGGCAUUGGCUACGUAGUUGACCGAUGGGGCAAGGGUCGAUUCUCGAUCCAACUGAUCAAGAUCUCGCGCUUCUUCAUCGUCACCGUCCUGGCGACGGCCUUCUCAUUCCUCGUCAACAUCAACGCGCCCUACGAUCUGGAAGGGAAUAUCAUUCCUCGGAUCUCGAUCCUCAAAACAGUUCCCAGCGGACUUCCUACAUCUCAGGCACCCAAACUGGACGGGUCUAUCUUGGUCGAGAUUGCACCCAAGCUGAUUGCGAUCGCGCUGGCAACCAUUCUGGAACACAUUGCGAUCGGAAAGGCCUUUGCACGCAAGAACCGGUACCAGAUCGACAGUAACCAGGAACUGCUGACACUGGGUCUGGCCAAUGUAACGGCGUCGUUCUUUGGAGCGUACACUGUCACGGGCUCGUUUUCGCGAUCCGCUGUCAAGUUUCAGUGCGGCGUCAAGACUCCGCUGGCGGGCCUUGUCACUGGCGCACUCGUUCUGUUGGCACUGCAAAUGCUGACACCACUGUUCUACUACAUCCCCGACGCAGCGCUCUCGGCAGUCAUCAUGGUCGCGGUCUCCAGCCUUGUCAGCUUUCCCGACGUGUUCAUGGAAUUUUUCGACGUCAAUCUCUGGGACUUUGUAUCUUCCCAGGUUGCGCUGUGGGUCACACUCUUCGUCUCUGUCGAGGUGGGCAUCGCCGCCGGCGUAGGGUUCUCUCUCGUCGUCCUCCUCUUCCGCGUCGCCCGCCCUCAGAUCCAUCUUCUACAGCCACUUAGGACCCGCCCGGAUGUCUUUGUGACCUCAACGUACUCCACCAGCAAGAUUAUGGACACCGUCAAUCUACCUCCGGGCGUCCUUGUCUUUCGUAUGGAAGAGGGGGCCACGUUUCCCAAUAUGGAGACAUUCAAGACAUGGGCCCAGGACCAAGUUUAUAAGCACACUCGGUUCGGAGGUUUGACCAAGACCGCCCAUGAUCGACUGUGGUCCGACGAUCUGGAGAUCCACAUCCGACGACUGCGGGCACAAAAUCAACACUCAAGCCUGGUGUCUUUGGAAGACAAGGAUCUGUCCUAUUUGCGCGCUGUCAUCCUCGACUGCUCUGCGAUGAAUAACAUCGACAGCACAGGACUACAGGGUCUCCGGGACCUACAUGAAAAUUUGAAGGACUAUGCAGGUGCACGCGACGAUCCAGAGGUGUUCUUCGAAUUGCAUUUUGUAGCCGUUCAGGAUAAUGUGCUCCCGAUCCUUGAGCGCUCAGGGCUGACGACACCUAGCCCCGUCCCAGGAUCCACGCGACUGCGAAAAGUCCAGGUGUUGAGCCGCGAUUUUAGGUCUGUGUCCGCGCUCGACUCUGUCGUCCAUCUGACGAUUCGAGAUGCUAUUAACGCGGUGCUGCGGCACGCAGAGGUGUGGAAGAGGGCUUUGAACGAGGAUACGAUACUGGAGAUUGCUGACAUGGGUGGAUCGGGCAGCUUCAUAUCCGACUCGGAUUCGGAUGAAGACUCGCUUCACAAACAGCCUUCGACACACGAGCUCCAAUAUAUCUAG
Gamsiella multidivaricata is the source of this 2276-nucleotide messenger RNA. Its product is annotated as sulfate transporter family-domain-containing protein. Gene Ontology annotation, molecular function: sulfate transmembrane transporter activity. Gene Ontology annotation, biological process: transmembrane transport. The transcript is spliced from 4 exons. The record is from RefSeq and is a predicted model, not a curated record. Bases 81 to 2276 code for a protein of 731 amino acids. NCBI's taxonomy places the organism in Eukaryota, Fungi, Mortierellomycota, Mortierellomycetes, Mortierellales, Mortierellaceae. Gene Ontology annotation, cellular component: membrane.